Messenger RNA from Camelina sativa (false flax), 1024 nucleotides. RefSeq lists its product as uncharacterized. Lineage: Eukaryota; Viridiplantae; Streptophyta; Magnoliopsida; Brassicales; Brassicaceae. The record is from RefSeq and is a predicted model, not a curated record.
CAAUGCUUUCCCUUUUCUCGAAAAAAAUAGUUUUGCAGGUGUAAUUAUGUAAAGAGUGAGAAGAAAACAAAUAAAGCUUUCUUUGUUUGGUUCCUCUGACUUUUAUGAUUUCUCUCUCUCUCUCUCAGACUUGUCUGAAACUUUUCAAGAACUCAGAUUCGUCUUUUAUAAUCUACUCCUCUUAAAUCAAGAUCCAAAACAGAGCGAAGUUUUGGUUAAAUAAAGAUUCGAAUCAGAGACAUCAUAACUCAAACACCAAUGGAUAACGAGAAUAUCUCGACUUCUCUCUUUUAACUAGCUCUGUUUUAUUUUGUUUCAACUUUUACAUAAAGUUUCCAAAAUGGUGGAAAAAUCUGAUGACGAAAAGCAUUUUUCUUGGUGUUGCUUGCUUUUACAGCUGUCAUUGCUGUUCUUUCUUGUAACCCUUAUUGCAUCUUUAGCUUUCCUCUGUUUCUUAAGCUCUCAUGGGUUCUCCUCCUCUCUCCUUAUAACCAUGUCAAUCUUGUUCGUCUCCACUUCUGUUUUCUUUCUAAGGUCUUUUAAGAAAAAGACAAGACGAUGUUUAGUUGAGAGAUCCCAAGAAGAAGGCUAUGAUGAUGAGUAUGAGGAUGAAGAUAGUCUCAUUGAGAUUGCUCUUGUGAGUGAAGAAGUAGAGACUAUAGAGGCAAUGAGAAACAUUAAUCGAAGUCGACAGAGACUUAGUAGGAUUGGUGAUGAUGAUGAUGAUCAAGAAGAUGAGAUUGACGAUGUGAAAAUGGAAGAAGAUAAUCUUAUUGAGAUUGAUAUUUCCAUUGGAUCUAUUAAAAGACGAAUGUAAUCUUAUUUCAAUAGAUCUCUCAUGAUCACACCAUCGUUUCCGGUGUUUUAUUUUCCAUUUCAAAUGUGCAAAGACAAUCCAACAUUUGUUUAAUGUAUUAGUGUUCUAUAUUUGGUGAUUAGGGUUUAGGGUUUUAGGAUACUAAUUAAUGGAUAUAUAGUACUACUAAUUAACUGUGGUAAUUCUUUUGCAUUAAGAUUGUGCUAA